GUGAUUUUUCAUACUAGUUCUUUUAUGCUAGCUUCAGCAAUGUAUGAGAAGGUGUGUGUGCCCCAAUCAUGUCAACACACAAACACAUUUGGUGGGAUGUCCAUACCCCAAGCAUCUCCAUUUGGAGAGGCACUGUCUGGAGCUGGGUCGCAUCUCUUGAAAACUGAACUGGGUGCUUGUGGUGAGAGGAUAUUAGGCUCUGGCUCUGCAUAUAUGCAAACCAAUAUUGGCAGGUAUUUCUCAAACCCCCAUUACUAUUUUCAGGUGAAUGAUGAGUACGUGAAAAACAAAUUGAAAGUCAUCCUCUUCCCAUUUCUACACAGAGGGCAUUGGAUGAGAACAAAUGAGGCAUCAGGGGGUGAAUUCUCCUUCAAACCUCCAAUAUAUGAUAUAAAUGCACCAGACUUGUACAUCCCUUUGAUGGCAUUUGGCACCUACUUAGUUCUUGCUGGCUUUUUUUUGGGCAUCAAUGGGAAGUUUAGCCCGGAAGCUUUGGGAAUGCAAUUUUCUGAUGGGCUUUUGGGUUGGUUUUUGGAAGUCCUCCUCCUUGAAGCUACAUUACACUCCUUAGGAGGGGGAGAUGUACCGAUCCUGGAUGUAGUUGCCUAUGGUGGAUAUACUUUCACACCCUUAUCCGUGGUCCUGCUGGCUAAAAUUGUGUCAAGUUACUGUUUUUAUGCUGUCACGUUAUGGGGGUGCUUCUGUACUGGAGUGUUCUUGGUGAAGACCAUCAAGAGGAUUUUGAUUGCUGAGGUUACAAGUUAUGAGAAGAACUCGAGCAAGCGAAACUACCUCUUGCUUUUAGUGGCCAUGACUCAGAUGCCUCUCCUAUUUUGGCUUGGAAAUAUUCGAGUCUAAGCUUUACUAAGCCUAUGAACCCUAUUCAAAAUGUUUAGCAUCCUGGUGUGGAAUUUCAAACCAGAACACCAAUUGCAUAUUUGAUACUAUAGCAAGCAGGCUGGCCUGCUAGACUGCUAGCCUUUGGUCCUGGCUUUACCAAAAAUCAGGUGUUCCAUUUAGGAUUAUUCUUCUCUUCAAGAGACAAUUUCCAAUUGCUAUGUUCACAUAUUGUUAUAAAUUUGAAAAUAUUUCA
This is a messenger RNA of Vitis riparia (riverbank grape), 1093 nucleotides long. Its product is annotated as protein YIF1B-like. The coding region runs from base 25 to 858 and encodes 277 amino acids. Lineage: Eukaryota; Viridiplantae; Streptophyta; Magnoliopsida; Vitales; Vitaceae. Gene Ontology annotation, biological process: endoplasmic reticulum to Golgi vesicle-mediated transport. The transcript is spliced from 4 exons. Gene Ontology annotation, cellular component: endoplasmic reticulum-Golgi intermediate compartment; endoplasmic reticulum membrane; Golgi membrane. The record is from RefSeq and is a predicted model, not a curated record.